Henningerozyma blattae CBS 6284 is the source of this 891-nucleotide messenger RNA. RefSeq names its product RNA-binding ribosome assembly factor RBP95 (gene RBP95). Bases 1 to 891 code for a protein of 296 amino acids. The record is from RefSeq and is a predicted model, not a curated record. The transcript has a single exon. Lineage: Eukaryota; Fungi; Ascomycota; Saccharomycetes; Saccharomycetales; Saccharomycetaceae.
AUGCCUAGUCACGUCCCUGCUUGGAAGAAAAUUGCUAUCAAAAAAUCUCAGGCCAAUUCCGAAACUAAUGAUGGCAAAAAGGACAAUUUAAUUGAUAAUGAUCCAUUAAAUGUUACAACACAUUUGGCAUCUGGUUCAUUGACCAGAAAGGAAAAGAAGAGAAUACUGCGUGGUGAACCAGAAUCAAGUUCUAAAAGAAAAAAAGUACCAAAAACAAGCAAGCCAAUUAAGAAGGAAAAAUUAUCAAAAGAAGAAAGACAGUCGAAUAAAAGCAAAGUUCUAAGAGACCAAUUAAGAUAUCUUAUUGAAUUCUUUCUAGAAAAAAUUGACACACAAUUACCAGAAGAACUGUUAAAUUUAGAAAAUGUUAAAUUUUACUAUGGUGAUAUAGAUAGCAAAAAUUUGAAGAAAGAUAAUGAAGAUGAUACUGAAAAAGUUAUUGAUGUUUGGAAAUUUUCAAAACAAAAGCAAAACUGGUUAAUAAAGCAUUUUUUAGUUUUGGAUGAAAUAUCUGAAGAAUACGACAGUUUACUAAUUUCAUAUUUUAAAGAUUUAAAAGGUGGAUCAAAAAUGGAGUUAUAUAAGAAAUCUUUAAAAAUCUGUCAAUCAUGGAAUGAUUAUACAAAAGACCAGCAAAGAAAGAUAGAAGAAAUGAUUAAUAAUUCUGAUAAAGAAAGCAACGAAAAGGAUUCUGGAAAAGAAGAACCAACCGAUGACAAGAAUGCUACAGAUAAAACCGAACAAGAAAAGGAAGAAACUAAAGAAGAAGAAUUACCGAUGCCAAAUAAAUAUCUUGUACAUAGAUGCAAGAAGCUAAUUGAUGAAUGGGUCUCCCAGGAUGAAUCGGGUGAGAUUAAGGCUUUUGACCUAAAUAAUUUUAAGUUGGAUUAA